Messenger RNA from Bursaphelenchus xylophilus (pine wood nematode), 2121 nucleotides. The record is from the annotation of a GenBank genome assembly. NCBI's taxonomy places the organism in Eukaryota, Metazoa, Nematoda, Chromadorea, Rhabditida, Aphelenchoididae.
AUGUCCACGGCGAUAUCAGAGGACAAACGACAGUGUCCUGAUCUGGGACCUCAAUCUUCAAGUUCCAUUCAGUCGGAUCACGCCUCAUCUGCUGCAACGACAACUGAGAAUGGACAUUAUUUGAAUGUGCCCGCAUCUAUUGACAACAAAUCUAAGGACUUAGCAGUUACUACUCAACGACCCUUGACGAUGUAUGCGCCAAAGUACGGUGAGAGUUUUGUAAAGUUGCCAGAUCGGGAUCAAAGACCGGACAUUCGGAUAGCGAAAGACAAUGUGCCUGAUUAUCGACCAAAGGAAAACCUACAAUCCAGCAGCUAUUCGCAUGGUUAUGAAAUUGGUCCGAAAACGCAAUUGAAUGCUCAACAGAAGCUCAAGAUACCGAGCAACGGCGAUAAAAGUGGAGUUGACAGUGGUAAUCUUUUGUUUUUUUGACAACAAAAUAAUUUUAUUUUCUUAACAUUUAAAUACGUAUUUCAGACUUUCCGAAUACUAAUGGAAAGUCAUCAAAAAAUGGGAACACGAAUAUGCCGCCACCGCGGAUCAAACCUUCUCCAAAGGUGAGUUCAUUUUUUAUAAUUGUUACCUAAAUUUAGUCAAAAGCGAAACCCGCCGUGAUACAAGCUGAGCGUCCAACACCAAAGACCCCGACAACUCCUUCCAAGAGGCCUCCUCCAAAUACAGCAACAUACCAAAAGACCAGAUUUCCUUCUCCGUCUGGGGCAUCUUCAUCCCACAAUAAUUACGGACAUAACGUGCAAUACGGACCCCCAUCUGGUUAUGUGGUCAGGUCUGCUCCGUCGAACAAUCAGAUGUACACAGUUCAACAACGAGGUUCUCCAAUGGUAAGGGGGCAGGCGCCAGGACCAGGAAAACCUCCCCAGGUUAUAAUCCAACCACAAGGUGGAGUAUCGACCUCUCAGCAGCAACACUUUAUUAUCCAAACACCUCAAGAUCAAUACGGACACCGAUCCGGCGCGACAGUUCAACGGUCGUAUCCUGCUCAGAAUACAGGACCACCGGUUUCUGUGGCUGGUCAGCAACAUCAACAACAAGUUGUGAUCCAGUUCCAUCAUCAACCCCCAAAUGACAGCCAAUUAGGACAGCGACUGCUUAUUCACCAACAUCAAUUAGUGGAACGAAGGGUGGUUACUUCAGCAUCAUAUCCUCCUCCCUCCUCUUCUCAGGCUCAUUCAGUACAGCAAGGGUCUUCUCAAGUUGUAGAUGGAGGGCCGGAAAGACCAGAAAUAGGGACGGGGAGCAGAACGGUGAAACAACAAACACCGGCAAAAAUCGUACAGCCGGUUAAGCCCGAUGAUAUUUACAGCGAAAUGUCAUCCCAUCCGGAUCUAAUGGCCUUGCCAGAUUCCUUUAACACGGUUUUGGAUCAGAUUCAUUCUUCUGGGGCCGCCCCUAAAGAUCUUUAUAAGAAGAUCAAGAGGCAGUUCAAAUUUUUGGUUUAUGUAAGCUUGUAAUUGUGUUUUCCGGAAUAUGAGACUUAUAGUUCAAUUUUGUUUACGGCUUGUAUUUACAGGAGAAUGAAUGCUAUCAAGAAGAACUAAGAUCAUCUCAGAGGAAAUUGUUGAAGCUCUCUCGGGAUAAAAACUUUCUGUUGGAUCGUCUUUUGGCACAUGAAGUGGUGGAUUCAGAUGAUCAGAUUAAUCCUGGAGAAGAAUCUGAUGCGGAUUCUGAGGCUACAAUAGAUUUGAAACCCAAAGCAAAAAAGUAAGCUGACUCAUUAUUAAUUAGUUUGGCCUUUUAGGAAAAAAGUAGCAAAGAAACGACCAACGCAGCCAAACGAAGCUGGACCAGCGGUCAAGAAGGCCAAAGAAAAUGGAGAUUAUAUGAGUGACGGUUUGUAAAUGAGUCAUAAUGCAAGUAAUUUGAUUCUAGACGGCGAUUCGAAGCCCCCAAGUCGUGCCCAAAACUCACGGAUGUCUCCAAAUAGCAUGCGGACUGAUUUCUCUUCGAUGAAGGUAAGCGAGCGGAAGACAGCAGUAUACGUUUUUCUAGUCUGAACAAGGAAACGACGAUCAGCAGUUCCCUUCCGGUACCUCAACUCCUUUGAGUCAAACUCCUGUUAAAAGUAGCGCUAACAUUCAACCAGUCGAUUCUCAACAUUAA